AUGGUAAAAGCUACUUUAAACUCCCUUUCAACAAGUAUUACUAGCUUAACUCAAAGUGUAAAUGAAAUAAAAACUACUUUAAAUUCUUCAGAUAUUAAAAAUCAACUUGAAAUAACAAAAAAUUCAAUCGAUUCUUUAAAACGUCGAUUUGAUAUUUAUGAGCAAAACCAGAAUGAGAUUGCAACUACUAUACAGCAUAUUAAUAGUGAACAUGGAAUUAAAAUACAACGUCUUGAAGAUACAUUAAUAACUGCAACUACAACAUUAGAAAAUUUAUCAACUUCUACUUCGGCACUUCAAGAUACUAUGAACAAUAUAUUAUCACAUAUUCAGAGUUAUGACAAUAAUAUUUCAAGUAUAACAAAUACAACAAUUAACUCUCCACGCGCUAUUAUGGUAGCAAAUCCUGUGCUUACUGCAAAUGUUCAUGACAAGAUGCGUUAUUUUAAUGGAUUCGAUGAUGAAUCUCAAUCUCAAGAUCAAACUAAUGAAAAAUGGAAUGAAACUACAAUCAUUGAAAUCUGUGGAGCUUACUUUAAGACAUUGAAAAAAGAACCCGCCUUAAACAAAAUUCCUGAAAGCAAUUUAAAUUAUCCUAAAAUUGAAGUUGAAAAGUUAUUUUCUUUUGAGGCAACAUCCCCGGAAGUGUCUGAUGCUGAAGAGAUUCCAAUAUCUGGCUCUAAUGAUUUAGAUAUAUCUCAAUCAUUUAGAAGAAAACUAUUAGUACUGGCAAUUCAUAUCCGCGGUCUUGUAGAGGAUUUUAUUAAACGAAAUCGAGUGGAAAAAUUAAAUUCUGGAGGCCGUCAUUCUUACACUACUCCUCUUCCACGUGAAAUUAUUAAAAUGGACGAUCCAAGAUGGAUUACGAUGCGAUCAAUGAUUCCUCCAAAACCGAAAGACUUCCCAAAUUGGGCAUGGAAUCAAAUCGAUCCAAGCGAAUACUUUGAAAAUUCCGAUGACAUAGAUGAUGACAUUUAUGAAUAA
Molecule: messenger RNA, 984 nt
Organism: Dentiscutata heterogama
Lineage: Eukaryota; Fungi; Glomeromycota; Glomeromycetes; Diversisporales; Gigasporaceae
Source: the annotation of a GenBank genome assembly